CGCUCGUCAGACACUUUCAGCGUCAUUCUUCACUAGAGCUCGGCCGCACAAAGCCACCAGUACCCGACGCCACAGCCAUCAGUCCCCACUCGAUGGCCUCACCAAUCCGGCCGCCGCCGCCCCCGCCCCCGCCCCCGCCGGCGGCCGAUCCCGUCGCGCCUUCUUCUCCCCCUUCACAGCAUCCCUCCCGUGAUGGAUCCCUCUCGCCGGAGAACUCAGCACCAGCUCCACCACCAUCACCACCGCCACCUCCUCCUCCCUCGGCUGGUCCUACCCCAACUCCGCCUCCUCCCAGCGGUUCCUCUCCAUCCUCACCUCCGCAUCCCCAGCUGCCGCCGCCGCCACCGCCACCGCCGCUGCCGCCUUCGCUUCCACCCAGCGCCGAUGCUUCUCCUCCCCACCCGCGUGAGGGCCACACAUCGCCGCCGCACUCUCCGCCCCACCCCACCCCGGCUCCAGUGCCGCCGCCACCUCCAGCGCCGGCGUCCUCGGACGCCAAGUCGGAGCAGGAGGCGGCGAAAUCGGCUAGCGAGUCGGGGAGCAUGACGCUGGCCCUCGCGCUAACCCAAGACUCCACGCCGCCGACGCCGCCGAAGGUCUCCUCGGCCGAGGCGUCGCCAGCCGGUUCGCCGCAGAAGGAAUCGGCCGUCACCAUCGCGAAGCUCCUCUCCGGCGAAGACCUCGCGGCGGCGGAGGCGAAGCCCGCAGCGGACAAGGUUGCCCCUCCGAGCGACACCGGGUCACUUGCUGCGGUGGCAGCCGUUACUGGCGUUGGUGGAGGCGGAGGCGGAGGCGGCGUGGGGUCCAAGAGAUGGCUCCUAAGCGGCGGCGUCCCGGAGAAGGUGCGGCGCGCGGAGCUGAGGAGGGCCGAGCUGGGGUUUAGGGUUUCAGCCGCCGUGUUCUGCCUUGUUGCACUCUCUGUCAUGGCCGCCGAUACCACAACGGGCUGGUCCGGCGACUCCUUCCGCCGCUACAACGAGUACAGGUAUGUACUUGCAGCGAGCGUCGUGGCUUUUACCUACUCAGGGUUCCAAUUGGUAGCCGAGGUGCAUUACCUUGUCACAAGGAGGCACAUCAUUCAAGCCCCAUGGCGCAGCUACUUCAAUCUCGCCAUGGAUCAGAUGUUAGCUUACCUCCUACUAUCCGCAUCUUCAGCAGCACUUUCUCGUAAUGAUGUUUGGAUGUCUCGGUUUGGAGGGGACCAAUUCACGAAACUGAUCAACGCUUCAGCCUCCAUGGCAUUCCUCGCUUUCAUUGCCCUUGGUCUUAACUCAAUCAUCUCUGCUUACUGUGUCUUCAGCUUGGUAUCGUAGACCUACUGAUGUUCAUUACCUGAUGUGUAUAGUAUAUUAGUAUGUCAUGGAUGUAUCUCGGGCCGCUGAACUUCAAUUUUUUCUGCUUGUGGCUUGUGACAUCCUUAAUCUCUACAACUUGGCUAUACUGCACUACUGCAGUAGUAGAUUGAACUCAAGAUUGGUUUUUAUAAAAAUUAAGUGGAUUUACCAAGGAUUCAUGCUGCUUUCUCAUGAAUCUGAAAAGAUAUGCACCUGAGACCACUUCAAUUGCUGGGUGAUAAUUGCCAUACUAAUGUUGUGACCCUGUAUAUAUGCUGGUGAAGCCAUUCGUGUGUUUGCUUCAUUUUGCAGUGCAGGGGUGUAUAAAGUACAGGGGUGUAUCAGCAGUUAGUCACUCUAAUUGAUGUGCAUCAGGAAUAUGCAAUGCCCGUUUGGCGAA
Messenger RNA from Panicum virgatum (switchgrass), 1734 nucleotides. Its product is annotated as CASP-like protein 4A3. The record is from RefSeq and is a predicted model, not a curated record. The transcript is spliced from 3 exons. Bases 93 to 1313 code for a protein of 406 amino acids. NCBI's taxonomy places the organism in Eukaryota, Viridiplantae, Streptophyta, Magnoliopsida, Poales, Poaceae.